AUGCUUGACCAUAUCCUCGUGCCGUGGCAUCAAGCCCCUGGAGAGGCCGAGGCCGAGUGUGCACUACUACAGCAGAAGGGCUUGGUCGACGCUAUUUGGUCCGAAGAUGGCGACCCGUUCAUGUUCGGCUGCACCCUUCUGAUCAAGGACCUGCGAAAUGCCAAGAACCACAAGCUCAAAGAAGAAGCCCGAUCCUUCGACAUGAGGGAUAUCAGAAAAACGGGGCUGUUCAACAAGAAGAGCAUUACACUCUUUGGGAUGUUGACUGAAUGUGACUACGCUCCUGCCGGGCUCAAAGGGUGUGGUGAGUCCAUAGCUCGCCAGUUAACCAAGAACGGGGGUCUCGUCGAGGGGUUCUGGCGAAUCCAAACAGAGGCCGAUGCGGCUCGUUGGCGGACGCGUCUCGAAGAGGCGAUAGACAGAAUUACAUCAAGUUCGAGUUUGAAUUUCAACAAGGAGAGAUCCAACAUUGGAAACUUCCCUAGCCUCCAGGCCUUGAGGAAUUGUCGGAACCCCACCGUCUCCGACGCAGCAACUCUUAACAGUCUUCCAUUCUUACAGGGCGAAUGGUACAGGACGCACACAACUGAGAGCAUGAGGACGACGAUUCCGUGGAUGCAGGCACGUUUCUUUUCUCGAAUGGCCACCAUUUGGUGGGUGGAGCAAUUCAUACCCGUGACAAUGAACCAGAGGUUUCUAAAGAACAACACUGAAGCACGCAAUCUUGUGGCAAAGGUUGUGCAGAAACGGAAGGACGGCCCAACGACCUCUGUCGAGUUUGAUCCGUGUCAAGUCUUUUUUGGCAUUGAGAAGGCCGUUCUCAUCUCUGAGGGAAACCAUCUUCUGAAUCGAUGGGGCGAGCUCGAUAGAAGGCGGGAAGGACAACCAAUAAUGAAUGCAAAAGUCGAUAUGCUCGACGCGAUUCUCAGUCAGGGCUUGUCUGACGCAGAGUUUCAACGUUGGCGAAAAGAGCCCAAGACGCCUCCGCCCAACAAGAUUCAUCCGGUACACCCGCCUCAAGACUCAAAGGUUCAACAGACGCCCCUCGGUAGUGAUCUUUCCUUCGUGGAAAGCCUCUUCCCAGCUGGUACCGGUAGUUUCACAACGCCUUUGCUCUCGUUCAGCGCAGCUCCAGGGGGCGACAUAGGUGUCCCACAGGACCUCCUGAAUCAGCAGCAGCAAAUCCUGGACGACACCCAGUCAAGCAAGAAGCAGACUCCCAUCAAAGAUACUCGCAGUAACAGAGAUCACAUCCAAGUCACGACCCCGAUCCACGGCCGCCGUCGUCCAGGAACUGAGCAUCGAGUCGACGGCCAGUCCUCGGGUACAGGUCAUUCUUCCGCGUCAGAUACCACAACGGUAAGAACACCAAUCAGCCCCGACACCUUUCGAAGAAAGCGACUGGCGAAGCUCGAUGCAGGUCGAGGCGGUGGCAGCACUACCGUUGACGCCAGACUUGGGAACUUCAGCUCCACACUAGACAAGAUCUGGAGCCUUGACGAGGAGGACGACGAGGCAGGGGACAUUCGAGGCGGCGACAGCAAGAAGAGAAAACUGGAAAGCUCUCUCGCGGAAUACGCGCGGCAUGCGGUACCUGGGGCACGAGGGAGACAGAUGUUGCUUGAGAUGGAGCUAGACUCCUCUCAGGAUUCCAUGCGGAGUGUGCCGGUCAGGACGAAAGGAAGCGUCCGAAACAACCCCUCUGCGAAGGAUGCGCAGCCAGGCGCCGCCAAGCCGCUGGCGAGCGGCUGUGGUAAGGGAACGGCUGAUGAUCCUUUGGAGAUAUUGUAG
Molecule: messenger RNA, 1791 nt
Organism: Colletotrichum spaethianum
Lineage: Eukaryota; Fungi; Ascomycota; Sordariomycetes; Glomerellales; Glomerellaceae
Product: flap endonuclease GEN 1
Exons: 1
Coding region: 1-1791 (596 amino acids)
Molecular function (GO): 5'-flap endonuclease activity
Source: RefSeq, a predicted model, not a curated record